AUGGCUCAUGAAGCUGGUGUUCAUAUUUUUAGUAUGAGUCUUUCAUCUAUCCAGCCAUGGGCUGCACCUAUAACAAUUGAAAGCAAAUUGUUAAAAGAUAUUGUUAAUAGUGGUAUCAGUGGUAACAGAGUACUUGUUUCUGCUGGUUAUAAGGUAUUUAGAGGUGCUUACACCUUGACCAUGGUACUUAUACUUUAA
Molecule: messenger RNA, 198 nt
Organism: Mucor mucedo
Lineage: Eukaryota; Fungi; Mucoromycota; Mucoromycetes; Mucorales; Mucoraceae
Exons: 3
Coding region: 1-198 (65 amino acids)
Source: RefSeq, a predicted model, not a curated record